ACAUGCACCAGCAUGUGGUCACACUUUUGCAUCGUCAUACUUGCUGCGUAGUACAUGCAACGUAGCAAGUAAGGAGAUUCAUCCUGAUAGUAAUUUUUAGACAUCCUAUAACUAGCAGGAUCAUCGCUAGAGCGUCCCACAACAAUUAUAGAAUCGUUUCCGAUCUCAAGACCUACGAUGUCUUCUUCCACCGAGACCGUAACUCUGACGGCAUCGUGUCUCUGUGGCGCUCAUAACUAUAGUACUACCUUUCCUGCAUCCACUCUUCCCUUAUCAGGGCAUGUGUGCCACUGCACGACCUGUCGGCACUUGUGCGGCUCGCUCCACACCUCGCUCACAUCAUGGCCUGAGCCUCGCGCCAACGUCGACACUUCCAGCCUCAAGACGUUCAGCUGCUGGGAGCGCUUCGAUCUGUUGUUCUGCCCCACUUGUUCAAGCCCAGUUUUCUGUGCCUUCAAAGAUCCGGCCAGGAAUUUGGGAGUGGUCACUGGUGCGCUCGGUAACGCGAACGUCGGAGAUCGCCAAUUGAUCAAGUUCGGUGGGCAGGGCUUUGUGGCCGACACAGAGGAUGGAGGUGCGAGUUCAUGGCUCUGUGUUCUCAAUGGCGAUGGGGAGGAUCUGAAGAGUUACGAGGGAGUAGUAGCCGGCCGUGGUCCAGGGGCGGAGGAAUUACCUGAAGACUGGCCACGAUCUUCUACUCUUUCGGAACUGAAGGCGAAGGAGGAAGAUGAUGUACCCAUACGCUGCAAAUGCGGUGGGGUAGAUCUGGUCCUCCACCGCGGCGACUACAAACAUAUGGCCGAAGAAGAGCUUCUCUCCAACGUCGAACCCGUUAGUAGGAAGCUCAAAGCUGGCUUUUGCGGAUGCAACAGCUGCAGACUGCAGAGCGGGAGUGACGUCUUCAACUGGACGUACGCGGAGACAAGGUACAUACACUUUGGAAAGGAUAGCAGUAAAGCCUUUCCCAAAGACAUGUACGCCCUCAACGAACUCAUCGACGCGAAAGACCCCGCUGUGGGUACGCUGAAGUACUACAACUCUUCGCCCGAUGUCUAUCGCCACUUCUGCGACACCUGUUCCGCAGUGGUUUUCUACACUACUGGCAAACGACCGCAGAUCUUCGAUAUCGCUAUUGGUCUUUUGGAGUCCAAGGAUGGAGCUCGAGUUGAGAACAUGCUGUAUUGGCCUUUUGGAAUGACGUUCAGUUUCCAGGAAGAUGGCGAUGGUGGGUGGCGACAGAGUGUGUACGAGAGGUUGAGAAGUAAGGCGGAGGAGUGGCGCAUUGCGAGGGGAUACCCGAAGAAUUGGAAGAGCAGCGCAGAGUAUCAAGACAUCAAAUGAGAGUCGUCCGAAACUGAGCUUGUCAUGUUCACCGGAGGAGAACUUUUCACCGCGGCCCUUGUCACAAGUGUAGACGAAAAUAUUAUCGGGAUAUGCAUGUGCCACACGCAUCUAUCCAUCCGCAUCAGGAAACGCUGACUGUAGUAUCUACUGUUAUUUUUUACCCAGUGGUAGAGUCACAGAUUCUCUCUGGCUGUCAACAGUUCACACGUUAUUCCACUGAGUUUCA
Molecule: messenger RNA, 1570 nt
Organism: Alternaria rosae
Lineage: Eukaryota; Fungi; Ascomycota; Dothideomycetes; Pleosporales; Pleosporaceae
Exons: 1
Coding region: 178-1341 (387 amino acids)
Molecular function (GO): carbon-sulfur lyase activity
Source: RefSeq, a predicted model, not a curated record